Molecule: messenger RNA, 9084 nt
Organism: Paramormyrops kingsleyae
Lineage: Eukaryota; Metazoa; Chordata; Actinopteri; Osteoglossiformes; Mormyridae
Gene: cul9
Product: cullin-9
Biological process (GO): ubiquitin-dependent protein catabolic process
Molecular function (GO): ubiquitin protein ligase binding; zinc ion binding
Source: RefSeq, a predicted model, not a curated record
UAAUAUUGUGAGUAAUAAAACUUCUAGCGAAGAGGACGGAGUCGGUCUGCCUGUCAUCGAAAAGUCCCUAGUUAGUAUCGGACAGGGUUGGCAAAAAAAAUACGUCCAGGCUGGGAAACGACACUUUGUGGCGGAGAAGGAAACUCCAUAGACUGAGGGCGAAAGUAGAGACGAGGGGGAGAGGCUCUGCCGCUGGAGCAAUCAUGGUGGGUGAACGCCGUAAUGGGAACCUGCUGGUGCAGCUGGGUCCUAAGCAGCAGGCCUACCCCGAGGAGCUAAUUCGGCAGCGGCGCACACACGACGGCCAGACAGAGUACCUGAUUCGCUGGACCCUGCUGCCCAUAGAAGAUGGAGGUGGCUCUGGGGGCGGGUCUGGUGAAGCUGGUGGUGGUGGUGUGGGCAGCGGCUCAGGCUCUGGCGGCUGCCCAUCUGGGGAGAACAAGUCAGAGAACAUCCUUAUGUGGAUGUCUGCAGAGGAUGUGUAUGCCAACUGUCCCGCCUUGCUUGGUAAGCGCAAGGCAGAUGUCCAGCGCCCCCUGGAGGAGCAACGGCCCAGCGGCGAAUUUCCGGCCGACGUCACUUUCGACGAAGUGGAGCUCUCCGACAUGAAGGAUGAUGUCAAGAACCUGGUUCGCCGUGCCCGCAAGCAGAUGACUAAGAAGAGCGACCUGGCCAUCAGCAUCACGCACACUAUUCACGUUCUGAGUGCCUACGCUAGCAUUGGCUCGCUGGUGGGCGUGUUCAAGGAAACGGGAGCGCUGGACCUGCUGAUGGAGCUGCUGUGCAACAAGGAGAGGCAGACGCGUCGCAGUGCCGGCAAGAUGCUCCGCGCUCUGGCUUCACAUGAUGCAGGGAGCCGAGCCUACGUCCUCCUGUCCCUGAGCCAGCAGGAUGGCAUCGAGCAGCACAUGGAUUUUGACAACCGUUACACACUCCUGGAGUUGUUUGCAGAGACCACCUCCUCAGAGGAGCACGGCAUCUCCUUUGAGGGGAUCCAUCUACCCCAGAUCCCAGGGAAACUCCUCUUCUCGCUGGUCAAGCGUUACUUGUGUGUAACGUCCCUGAUGGACAAGCUGAACACCGUGGGGACGGAGUCCAGUUCAGAGCGACAGGAAGGUGGAGUCUCUAGCUCUGCCUCCUCUGGAACGGGCCUCCAAACAGAGCAGUCACGGGUGCAGCGUGAGUUUGAGUUCACAAUGGCCAUGGCCAACUUGAUCUCAGAGCUGGUUCGUGUCAUGGGCUGGGACCGCAACCGGCAGCCUCCCCCCGAGGGCCCGGCACCCGGGGCCAGUGAGGAGGAGCCGCCCCGCGCAGCCAGGUCCAUCUUCCAGCCCCGCUUCUCUGCCCCGCUGCUGCCAGCUGCCUCACCACCCAAGAAGAAGGUGGCUAACAGUUUCAAAACUCGCGCUGACUUUGCUAGCCGCUCCGCCUAUGUGGAGUAUGUGCAGGAGAAUCUGAAGGGGGGUAUGCUGGUCCGUAUGCUGGAGGACUAUGAGGAGGUCAGUGCCGGUGACGAGGGUGAAUUCCGCUACAGCAACGAUGGCUCGCCACCCGUGCAGGUGUACUGGAACUCCCUGUCUCGCACUUACUGGGUGCACUGGCACAUGAUCGAGAUCCUGGGCAAUGGCAGCAGUGGGCAGGCAGAGAAGGAGACCCAAGAGAAGGCCUCUUCUCUUACAGAGACCCUCAAACUCACUGCUUUGAGCCAGACGUUCUUCUCCAAGCCACCUGGGGGCCUGUACUCUCUGCCCUACCUGGCCGACAGGCUGCAGGAGGACAGCGGCACGCUGAGCCGGGCUGAGUGGUGGGAGAUCCUCUUCUUUGUCAAGAAGCUGGAGCCCAAGCAGCAGCAGGAGCUCUUCAACUUGCUGAGGCAGAGUCUGGAUGAUCAAAUUUCAGAGCUGGAUGAGGUGACUUUGAUCCAGGUGUCGGUGCCGAGUGAGGUGGCUCACAAGCUGCUGAGAUACCUGAAGCAGAGCCUGCCACUGUCCUGCCUGUGCGAUCUGUUGUGCUCACAUGCUUACAUCAAGCACUGCCUGCGUCGCGGUGGGCCCGGUGAUGAGCUGCUGUCCAAUGCCCUAAGCCCCAUGGAGCUGGGGGAGCGAUGCCCUGUGGAGGCCGCCUCCUCACACGCCACUCUGGGCUCUGUCUCCAAGAAGGCCAAGAAGGACAUCCCCCUGGAGCCUGGCACUGGCUAUGACACCGAGAGCGAGCUGCCCAAGGAGGAUGACCCCAAGGACCCAGAGGAACUGGAGGAGAAGAUCAAAGUUUUCAAUAACCCCAAGAUCCAAGGCAAGAAGAGUUGUUUGGAGAAGAUGGGGGAGGUGGUGGACAUGAUCAAGAAGAAUUCUUGGGACCUCCGGCUGCAGUUGGCCGGCAUGAGGGUCAUUUUCAAGCUGCUGGACGAGGAGGGGGCCCAAGAGAGGAGCACCCUGAGGUCGGACUCUGCACAGACCAUUCGAGACAAGAUCCUAAAGCUUCUGGUGGAGGUGCUGAGUUCUGAUUCCUUGUGGAAUGUUCUGACUGGCCUGCGGCUAACCCACGCCCUCAUGCAGAAGUAUGAGUGGCGGGUCUCCUUUGCCACAGAAGGUGGAGUGAAAGCCAUUCUGUCCUGCAUGCAGGAGUACUUCAUGUCUACCCAGGUCCAGCAGAUUGCCCUGGCGGCAUUGAAGGUCAUCACGGGGGCCAGUAAGCACGACCCGCACAGCAUAGGCGGUGGGCUACCACUUGCAGAGUCUGGAACACAAAUGAUGCUUGAAAUCUUUGCCAGCAUCGGCUCUGCCACCCCCGAGGGUUCCAAGGGGCUCUUGGGUGCCAUCCCUGCUGCCACAGAGCUGAUGCUCAAUACACCGGGGUGCGCGCUGGCAGUACGAAAUGGCCUGCUGGUGCUCAUCAUGCUUAUCUCCAGUCACAAGAGCCUGGCUGAGCAGCUGGUGGCUUGUGGUGUGGUCUCCGUUCUGAAGAAAUGUCUGUCACUCCUCCGGCCCGAGAGCACGCUGGCCAUCGUAGCCCUCAAUCACAUCUCCAUGGUCCACAAACUGGAGAAGAAAGAAUCUAAGGAGGAGCUGGACUUCAAGGACACGGAGCUGAAGAUGCUGGUGGUGAGCCUGAGGGAGACUACAGCCACCAAGGAAGUGAUCAUGACGCUGGAGCAAUUGCUGUGCGACGAUGCCUCCCAGCUGGAGGAGGAGCGUACCCAGGUGACCCGCAGCAGGGAGACCUUCCAGGACCUAGUGCGGCUCAUGGAGCAACAUCGUGCCGACCGUGCGGUCCAGCUCUCCAUCCUCAGGAUUCUGGAUAAGUUCCUGGACAGCUAUCAGGAAGACGUGCUGCCUUGGCAUGAGAGCAUUGAGCCGUGCCUGUCCUCUAUGACGGCCUUUGUCAGUGACAGAGAGGUGGUGCAGCCCUUUAUCCGUUUCCUAUACCGACUGGCCACACUGAACAAGGACUAUGCGGUGGUCAUGUGCCGUCUCGGCACCAAGGAUGCUCUGGCAAAGGUUCUGGACAAGCACAGUACCAGCUUGCUGCUGGCCUCAGAACUGCGGGACCUCAUCGGGGACUGUGAGAAAUACGCCAGCCUCUACAAGAAGAUGACCACCAGCAUUCUGGCCGGGUGCAUCCAGAUGGUGCUGGGUCAGAUUGAGGAGCAUCGUCGCAGCCACCAGCCAAUCAACAUCCCCUUCUUCGAUGUGUUCCUACGAAAUCUAUGCCAAGGGUCCAGUGUGGAGCUGAAGGAGGACAAGUGCUGGGAGAAGGUGGAAGUCUCCUCCAAUCACCACCGAGCAAACAAACUCACUGACAAGAACCCCAAAACGUACUGGGAGUCAAAUGGCUGUACAGGCUCCCAUUUCAUCAAUAUCUACAUGCACAAGGGCGUGGUGAUCAGGCAGUUGGCAGUGUUGGUAGCCAGUGAGGAUUCUAGCUACAUGCCAGCCCGCAUUGUUGUGCUAGGUGGAGAGGACCCGACAAAUAUCAACACUGAGCUGAACACAGUGAAUGUACCUCCCUCUGCAAGUCGUGUUGUUCUGCUGGAGAACAUGACUCGCUUCUGGUCCAUUGUGCAGAUCAGGAUUAAAAGGUGUCAACAGGGUGGCAUUGAUACCAGGGUGCAUGGCUUUGAGGUCCUGGGGCCCAAACCCACCUUCUGGCCUGUGUUCAAGGAGCAGCUAUGCUGUCGUACAUAUCUCUUCUACACUACCAAGGCCCAUACUUGGUGCCAGGAGAUCUUGGAGGACAAGGGUCAGCUACUCCAACUCUUCAACAAGCUCAACAGCGCUCUUCGGCAUGAGCAAAUGUUUGCAGAGCGCUUCUUGCCGGAUGCGGAGGCCGCAGAGGCCCUGGGUCGUACAUGCUGGGAGGCCCUGAUUACCCCCAUUGUGCAGAGCAUCACCCUUACUGACACCCCCGUGCUCAGCCCACUGUCCUGGCUGCUUGGCGAGUACCUGGACAACUCUGAAACAGCCAGGCGUGGCAAGAGUCGAGCAGCCAUCUUCAACUCCCGCGUCCGCCGGCUCACUCACUUGUUGGUCCAUGUGGACACCAGUUGUGCCGAUGGAGAAGAGCUCAAGCCUCCUGUGAAGUCCAAAGGUAUCAACAGAAGCAAAGAUUCGAAGAAUGGCAAAGAGGGAAAGAGCAAAGAAGUGGCGACUGUCACAAAGCCCAAAGCGAAGAGCACCAGCAGCAUCGCAGGCAUAGCCCAGUGCUGGCAGGGGGUGGUCCAGCGUCAGGUGAAGAAGUUUCUGGACUCGGCGUGCAGCAUGGAUGACUUUGUAGAGCGGUACCGGAACAUGUACCUGCGGCUGAAGAACACCAUGGAGGAGCUGUUCGGCCAGCAGACGGCCUUCGUGCUGGCGCUUCGCCAGGGCUUCUCCGCUGCCCUGCUGCAGCUGUCCAUCCUAACGGCUAUGCAUGUGAGUGAGCGGUUCGCCCAGUACAUCGACCUGUUGAUCCAGGAGAGUGGAGUUGACUCUGGCAAUUUGGAGACACUCAACCAGCUGCAGCAGUUUCUGGAGCCCAUGCUCUUUCUCUCUGGUCUGGAGCUGGCCAACACCUUUGAGCACUUCUACAGGUACUACCUAGGUGACCGGCUGCUGGGGCAGGGCAAGGUGUGGCUAGAGAGCGCAGUGAUCGAGCAGAUUGGGACUUGCUUCCCCAACCGCUUCCCUCAGCAGAUGCUGAAGAAUCUGAGCGAGUCAGAGGAGCUGCAGCAGGAGUUCCACCUGUACCGGCUGCAGCAGCUGGACAAGUCACUGAUGGACGUGGACGAGGAGAUGAUGGAAGACCAGACGUCAGGACCAGAGGAAGAGAGCGAGGUGAAAGUGCUGGUUCUUUCCCCACGCUGCUGGGCCGUGUCCUCGCCCUGCUACCUGGAGAACCCCGACAGGUUUUUUCCCCCACAACUUUGCAGCUACCUGAUGGAGUUCACCGACUUCUAUGGAAACAGCCAGAGCAUGUACAGCCUGACUCACAGCAAGCCCCGGCACCUGCAGUGGACGUGGCUGGGCCAUGCCGAGGUGACCUAUGGUUCCAGCACGCUCUACGUCUCCACGCUGCAGAUGUACAUCCUGCUGCAGUUUAACCACCAACAGGAUGUAUCUGUUGAGACACUCCAGCAAACCACGGGACUCUCGCCUGAGGUCUUGUCCCAGGCCAUCAAGCCACUGACCUCAGAGAAAGGCAUCCUGAUUGAGACUGGCUCCAGCCAGGACCCCAUGAAGAGAUUUCUGAAGCUGAAUGAGCAGGCCCUGUUGAAGGCUCUGGAUAGCUGCAGCUACUUAUACCUGCUACCCAAGCAGACCUACAUCAACGUCAAUGAGGAUGCAGCCAGUGCCCUGGAGCGCAAGAGGAACUACAUCUACUGCCUCAUCGUCCAGAUCAUGAAGGCUGAGAAGGAGAUGCACAUUGACAACCUGGUCUUCAGGGUGCUGGACAUGUGCCAGAAGCAGGAGGCCCUGCGGUCACCCGGCGUGGUCCGUUUCAGCUGCAGCACCACGGAUGUGCUUUCCUGCAUCAUGCACGUCAUCAGCAAGGGCUACGUGCGGCGAAACGAGGACACCCCGCACAUUGUGGAGUUCCUCCCCGAGGACCCCAGCACUCCGCAGAAGGGCCCGGCGCACAUAUCCCUCAGCCAGGCGGAGCUGAAGAAGGGCAUGGGUGGAAAGGCCGCCAUCAGUCUGGGAGGCCUCCUUGCAGCACCACAGCGAACAGAAGAUGGAGUCCUGGAGACUGUGCUCUUCUCCAUGGGCCGCACCAUGACUCAGGAUGAGGUGCGUCAGCUGAUGAUGCGCACAGUCCAGCAGGUCUCCAGCACCUUGAGUCUGGACCUGGAUCAGGCCGAGCACUUGUUGGUGCACUGCAAGUGGAAUGUGGAUAUUCUGAUCCAACGCUACACCGACGACCCGGACGCCCUGAUCUUGGCAGCCGGGCUCAAGGGCCGCAACCCCCAGCCGCCCCCCAGCCCCACCUCCCAGUGCCCCGUUUGCCUGACUCCGCAGUCAGGGGAGCCUGACCCCACCCCCACCCUCUGCUGCAUGCACUAUUGCUGCCGGUCCUGCUGGCAGAAGUAUCUGACUGCCAGGAUCGAGCAGAACCUGGUGAUGCACUGUAACUGCCCCAUCACGGACUGCCGCGCCCAGCCCACCUCACAAUUUUUCCUCAGUAUCCUGACUGACAAAGAUAUCAUUGCCAAGUAUAAAAAUGCUCUGCUCCGCGGCUAUGUGGAGUGUUGCUCCAACCUGACAUGGUGCACCAACCCCCAAGGCUGUGAUCAGAUCCUCUGCAAGGAGAACAUUGGCAGCAUGGGUACCUGCUCCAAAUGCUGCUGGUCCUCCUGUUUCAGCUGCAAUUUCCCAGAGGCUCACUACCCAGCCAGCUGCAGUCACAUGUCCCAGUGGAUGGAUGACGGUGGCUAUUACGAGGGCAUGAGUAUGGAGGCCCAGAGCAAGCACCUGGCCAAGCUCAUCUCCAAACGCUGCCCCAGCUGCCAGUCUCAGAUUGAGAAGAAUGAGGGCUGCCUGCAUAUGACUUGUGCCAAAUGCAACCAUGGAUUCUGCUGGCGCUGUCUCAAGCCAUGGAAGCCGACACACAAAGAUUACUACAACUGCUCAGCCAUGGUGAGCAAAGCAGCACGCCAGGAGAAGAAAUUCCAGGAUUACAAUGAAAGGUGCACUUUCCACAAUCAGGCCAAGGACUUUGCCAUCAAUCUGGAGAACAAGGUGUCCUCCAUUAACGAAGCCCUGCAGAUGAAGUCCUUAACAUUUGUGAUUGAUGCCUGUAAAAUCCUGGCUCAGGCUCGCAAGGUGCUCGCUUACUCAUGCGUGUACAGCUACUACAAUCAGGACACGGAGAAGAUGGAUGUGAUGGAGCAGCAGACUGAAGCUUUGGAUCUCCACACCAACGCCCUGCAGAUCCUGUUGGAGGAGACACUUCUCCAGUGCACUGACCUGGCAUCCUGUGUGCGAUUGCUGAAGCCGGAGCACCUCAACACCGGCUUGGAGCUAAUCCGUCGCAUCCAGGAGCGUCUGGUGGCCAUCCUGCAGCAUUCUACCCAGGACUUCCGUGUGGGGUACCAGUCCAAAACGGGGCCUGACCAGGAGGCUGCGCAAGCUUCGAACCUCGCUAACCGCACGGACUCAAACGAGGAGGCAAAAUCCGAUGGUGGCUCAGACACAGGCGAAUCUGACAACAACAACAACAACACUGUGGAAGAUGGAGGAGAUGGGGAAGAAGAAGACGACCAGUAUGAUGACGAAUAUGUCCCAGAGUGGCAUGAAGAAUAUGAUGAGGACGACAUCGAGGAUGACUUCUUCUCCGAUGACGACGAGUCUGAGAACCUAGAGAGGGACUUCAGCCCAUAUCACUGAGGGUGUGCGAGUAGGGGUGUUGGGGUUGAAGGGAUACGGAGACAAAUGAUGAUGGCAAUCUCCCAGCACAGAACUGCAGUCUUAGACAUUACCCUGAAUCUAGUUCUGCUUCAAAGUCAAAACACCAGAAGCAUUUCAUUUAUCUGAAAGGAACAACACUUCUGAGAUUUUCUCGGGAGGUAAAUGAUGAUGGCCCUUUCUUAUAGAAGAAAAACAGCAGGUUCUUUAAUUUCUAUAGAAUCGUCACCAUUCUUGUUUUCACUCCAUGGCUGUGAUGUGACUGCUAUUAUUAUUUUCCUCAUAUUAUAUCUGAACAUUUAUAAUUGUUGACUAUAGCCUAAGUUUAUAUUAUGAAUCUUACUUAAUUUUACAUGUCCUCCAAACUGUUAACCUUAACUAUGAUUUUAUUGAAGGAUCUCUUGUAAAGUAUGAUUUGAAGGAAGUUGAUGGGAUCAUAAGCCACACUUUGGUUUAGUACAGUUGCUACCUAUAUUUCUUGGUGUUAUGAUUCAGUAAAGGAUUAGCAACAUAGUGUGGAUAAAUAAUUUGUUAGUCUUAUUUAUUUUAUACCAAUUGGAAACAUUUACUUGCAAAAUCCAUAAUACCUUUAAUUUCUUAGCACAGAUAUUUACUUUUUUAUUGAAUUAAUGAAAAGAAGAAUGUCUUGGUCCGUCAAAUAGGGAAAUGGGGAUUUGGGGAAAACUGCACUUAAGAUUGAUUGAAUGAAAAUGUGAGUACUCGUGUGCAGACAUGCUGUUUGAUCAUGUAUACGCUAAAGGGGUACGAGUUUGCAAGUGGCUUUCGGCAGAACAUCAGAGGGUCAUCAGAAAAGAUCAAAUCUGCAGGGGCUUAAGGCACCUGGCGUACAGGUGCGGUCAGCCUGUCAAAGGAAUACAUGAAUCGAACACGAAGUCUGUCAACUGUACCAAGGCCUCACUGCAAUAAUUUGAAUUUCUUAGUUCCUAAAAAGCAUUCUUUGCUAAGCAGCAACUUAUGUUACUUUGCCUUUUUCCUUUUUUUCUGGAAAAAAAAUAUAGUUUUUGGACAUGUUAAUGUUCACUUAUAGAGGUGAAGAUGUUACAGAUAUCAUGCAAUGUCCAUCUUGGAGGUUGCUGUAAGUUGAAAUAUAUAUUCAUAUUCAUCUACUCUAAUGUUCUAUCUUUCAGAAUUAAAACUGAAGUUGUGUGACUUCGGGUUACUAAAUAAAGCUUUUUCUGCUAAA